Messenger RNA from Electrophorus electricus (electric eel), 960 nucleotides. The record is from RefSeq and is a predicted model, not a curated record. Lineage: Eukaryota; Metazoa; Chordata; Actinopteri; Gymnotiformes; Gymnotidae.
AUGGACCCAAAUUGGAGCACAGCAAACCUUUCUCUUUGUUAUGAUCAUCAUCCUAACUCAUGUCAGAAGGUCAUUUAUCCAUUGGCUGCAAAAUUUGUGAUUUACUUUAUCACUGGUCUCAUUAUAGUUCUUACAUUAGUUGGAAACCUUCUUGUCAUCAUAGCCAUCAUUCAUUUCAAGCAGCUCCACACUCCAACCAACUACUUCACUCUCUCUCUGGCUGUAACGGACCUGCUUGUAGGAGGGGUUGUGAUGCCUCCACGUUUGACACAGUCUGUAGAGACCUGCUGGUAUUUGGGGACAUUAUUCUCAUUUAUCUCUGUUGAACGCUAUUAUGCAGUGUGUCACCCCCUGCUCUACCACAAAAUAAUCACUCCUCUUGCUACACUGUUCAUGAUUGUUGUUUGCUGGAGCUACUCAGUUUCAGUGGGAAUUAUUGUCAUUGAACUAAACAUUUUUGGCACUGAACAUUAUGGUGAUGUUAUAUGUGAGGGGGGCUGUACAUUAGUUAUAGGGCCAAUGUCAGCUUUGAUAGUGUCUUUGUUCUCUUUUUACAUCCCCUCUGUUAUCAUGAUGAGCAUAUAUAUGAAAAUAUAUGUUGUUGCACAGAGACAGUCACGUUCAGUCCACAACACUCUCUCUCAACUAAACACAUCCAGAGGGCAGCGCACUGUUAGUAAGGCAGAGAGAAAAGCCACUAAAACACUGGCUGUUGUUAUGGGAGGGUUUCUAUCAUUUUGGACACCUUUUUGUAUCUACAGCACAAUUGUGGCAUUUUCUGGUUUUAGUGCUCCACCACAGCUGUAUGAAGUGUUUGGUUGGAUUGGUUAUUCAAAUUCAUUAUGUAAUCCUAUUGUGUAUGCUUUCUUCUAUAGCUGGUUUAGAAAGGCUCUCAAAGUUAUUUUAUCAGGCAAAAUAUUCAAGAAACGUUCCUCAAGAAUAAAGCUGUGUCCUGAGUAG